AUGGAAUCUGCGAAUACUGGUACGACUUAUGCCACAGAUCAGUAUGAGAAUCCUUACUUUCUUCAUAGUUCGGAUCAUGCUGGUCUCAUACUUGUUUCUGAUCGUCUUUGUACUGGUGCGGAGUUCACUUCUUGGCGUCGUUCGGUUCGUAUGGGAUUGAAUGUUCGUAAUAAGCUUGGUUUUAUUGACGGUACUAUCUUGAAACCAGCUUCAGAUCAUCGAGAUUUUGGAUCUUGGUCCAGAUGCAAUGACAUGGUCUCGACUUGGCUAAUGAAUUCGGUGAGUAAGGAAAUUAGUCAGAGUUUGUUAUUCAUUCCCACGGCUGAAGGAAUUUGGAAGAAUUUAUUGGCUCGUUUCAAGCAGGAUGAUGCUCCUCGCGUUUUUGAAAUUGAGCAGCGUUUGAAUAGUAUUCAACAGGAUGCUUCGGAUGUGACCACCUAUUACACACGUCUUGUUACGCUUUGGGAAGAACAUAAGAACUACGUAGAGUUACCAGUGUGUACUUGUGGAAAAUGUGAAUGCAAUGCUGCAACCUUAUGGGAGAAAUUACAAGAGAGGAGUAGAGUGACGAAGUUCCUCAUGGGACUGAAUGAUUCUUACGAUGCUACUAGGCGACAUAUCUUGAUGUUGCAACCAAUACCGACUAUUGAGACUGCCUUCAAUAUGGUGACUCAUGAUGAGAGGCAUCGUUCCAUCAAGCCUCUUCCUCGGUCGGAUAACGUUGUUUUCCAGACAACUGGCUUGGCUCCUCUGCUUCCACAAGGUUAUCAAGGCCUAGUUGAUAAUGCAGCUAAUGCGGUUCAAGGUGGAUAUCGCUCUCGCCCACCAAAACCUGUUUGUACCCAUUGUGGACAAACUGGCCAUGUUAUUAACAAAUGUUUCAAGCUUCAUGGAUACCCUCCAGGUUACAUUCUAGGCUUCAAGAGCUCUCUCUCUAACUCUCAGUCUCAGAGACAUCUAGCUCCAUCACAGCCUUCUCAACCUUGA
Messenger RNA from Camelina sativa (false flax), 987 nucleotides. The record is from RefSeq and is a predicted model, not a curated record. NCBI's taxonomy places the organism in Eukaryota, Viridiplantae, Streptophyta, Magnoliopsida, Brassicales, Brassicaceae.